Messenger RNA from Podospora pseudocomata, 4575 nucleotides. RefSeq lists its product as uncharacterized. Gene Ontology annotation, cellular component: intracellular membrane-bounded organelle. The transcript is spliced from 4 exons. The coding region runs from base 1449 to 4082 and encodes 877 amino acids. The record is from RefSeq and is a predicted model, not a curated record. NCBI's taxonomy places the organism in Eukaryota, Fungi, Ascomycota, Sordariomycetes, Sordariales, Podosporaceae. Gene Ontology annotation, biological process: phosphatidic acid biosynthetic process; phospholipid catabolic process; intracellular signal transduction. Gene Ontology annotation, molecular function: D-type glycerophospholipase activity.
AGGGGGGCGGCAAGCAUGCGCUUGCGAAUUUUCUAGCAGGAAAGGGUGGUUAGCUGACGUCCUAACCAACGGGUAUAAUAUCAGCGCACCUCGACGUUGCCCAACAUAUCCUUCUUGACGGGGGAGAAGGCGACGGAGCCGAGCACAUCGAACAUGGUGGUCAAGGACUCGGCCGCCUCAAGGAACUCGGCGGUGGAGAUGGCAUUGCCCUUCUCGGCAUCGAUUGGGACAUCAACGAAGGACUUCUUGAAGGUCUCAAGGAAGGUAGCCCCGGCGGGAAUUUGGACAACGGCGGCGGCGGCCAUGGUGGUGUUUUGGAUGGUGAAGGUUGGUUGAAGGUUGGACUCGACUCGAGAUAAGCUGGGGGUUCGGUGCAGGAACAUGGAACACGAGGCGGUCAAUUGAGCCUUGGACGGGAGCUGGACAUGCCCGACGGACCCCUAACCGCUACGCUAGCUGCUGCCCCGCCCCUCGCCCCUAACAGGACAGGGAGUUACCCCGCCCCCGCAGCCGCUUCACCGUUGGCUUGGUGAAGGUGAGCAUCCAUCACGUGUGUCUGAAGGUGAAGGUGUGAUGUUGCGACCAAUCUCUUGGCAAAUGCGGACAUCGCCGUCGCAUGGGCACUUGUUUUUGAAAGGAGAGAUACGGGGUUCAAAUCAAACAAGCACUGCUAUCUUCCAACCCUCAAAGAGCCCUCGGGCACAAAAAAAAGGUCAUGGGCAGGAAAGGUCGAAUGAUGCGCAGUCACUUCUCGCUGGGACAGGGCAGCUGAGGAAGCACCCCAUCCUGCCAGCCUGAUUCGUCUCGUUUUCAGCUUCGAUAUUGAAUAAAGUUUAUAAUAGUUCUCGAACCUUGGCAGAAUGGCCAUUACUUUCCUAGUCCCAUCUCUCCCACCUCAAGUGCACUCACUCACUCACAAUUGCAUCCUCCUAACAUGACGUCAUCCAGGCGGCGCCGCGCACCCGUCCACAGCUGUUUUCCAGGCUACCUACCAAACGACGGCCCCCUCCACUUUAGAGCCGCUCGUAAACCGAGGACUGAUGCACUUGUUUCUUGAUGGGACGUUAUACAGUUCAUGCACCCGACAAAGCCAAUGACGACCCCUCGAGAAUAUCUGCUACCUUAAGGGUCUCGAGGCAUCCCAGUCCCCCGUCCCAGCUCCCGUCCCCCGCCAACUCCCCAACUCUUUGCGAAUUUUGAACCUAUUCCCGAACGGAAGUCGGCACGUCCACAUGUCCAGUCUUCUUGGUGUUGUGCCUCUGCCUUGUUCCCUUGAACUUGCUCGCCUAAACCGGCCGUCAUCAUCGCACGACAUCCCGCCGCCCACACCAGAUGCCAACCUCUUGAAGAGAGGGACUGGCCUUAAAACCGGCCUUUCCCCAAUCACUAACUAACCACCUUUCAGCACCUGCUUGUCAAACAAUCUGAGAACUGCCACCAUCACAACAAUGGCCCACUCAUCUGCUACUGGUAAAGUCUCUGGCGAGCAUCGCCACAGCCUGGGGGACAAGAUCAAACUCCCAUUUCAUGAUCUCAAGGCCAAACUUAGCCACAACCACCAUCUUCACGAUACCAAGGUUCACAUAAUUCACACGAAGCAUAAAAUUGGCAAAUUUGCAAACUUGUUCAAUCCCGAGCAUCGCCAUGAUGAGGAGCAUGAGAAAGCCUGUGACGAGAAACGCGCUAGGAUAGCUGAGUCCCACCGCUUCGACUCGUAUUUCCCUGAAAGAGAGGGCAAUAUGGUCAAGUGGUAUGUAGAUGGACGGGACUACUUUUGGGCAGUGUCAGUCGCCCUCGAGAAGGCCAAGGAAACCAUCUACAUUGCGGACUGGUGGCUGUCCCCCGAACUCUUUUUACGCCGGCCUCCUUACUUCAACAAGGAAUGGCGUCUAGACCAAGUGCUAAAACGUCGAGCCGAAGCUGGGGUCAAGAUCUACGUCAUGGUCUACCGAGAAGUCCAGGCUGCUCUCACUUGCAACUCGGAGCACACAAAGCAUGCGCUCCAGGCCUUGUGCCCUGAAGGCUCUCCUGGCUACGGCAACAUCAAGAUUAUGCGUCACCCAGAUCACAACGUGCUAGAGAACGCGGCCGACAUGACUUUUUACUGGGCUCAUCACGAAAAGUUGAUCGUUAUUGACUACGAAAUGGCCUUCAUUGGCGGGUUGGAUCUGUGCUUUGGGAGAUGGGACAGCCACAACCAUGCUCUCUCCGACUUGCAUCCAGAGGGUGUCAGCAACGAAGUCUGGCCCGGUCAAGACUUCAACAACAACCGGAUCAUGGACUUUAAGAACGUUGAUGACUGGAAACAAAACGAGCUGAGCAAAGCAGAGUCAGGAAGGAUGCCUUGGCAUGAUGUUGCCAUGGGGGUGAUUGGGCCCUGCGUCUACGACAUCGCCGAACAUUUCGUUCUCCGCUGGAAUUUUGUCAAGCGAGACAAGUACAAAAGGGACAAGCGGUUCGAGUGGCUCGAGUUGAGAGGUCGGCAGGGAGAGGAUGAAGAUCUUGUGGGCGUGCAAAGGCCCAAGCACCCUGUCGGUGGUUAUGUUACCCAUCCGCUCUCACCCAUGGAAACAAAGCAUCUUGACCAUCGGGGGAGUGUUCAUGCACAGAUCAUCCGGUCUAGUGCCGAUUGGUCAAGCGGCAUUCUUACUGACCAUUCCAUUCAGAACGCUUAUUCCGACAUCAUUCGCAACGCCAAGCAUUACGUGUACAUCGAAAACCAGUUCUUCAUCACAGCGACAGGCGACCAGCAGAACCCCAUCCACAACAUAAUCGGCCGUGCCAUUGUAGAUGCUGUAGUGAGUGCUGCCAAGGAGGGCCGCAAAUUCCGCGUCAUGAUCCUCAUCCCAGCAGUGCCCGGCUUCGCCGGAGACCUGCGAGAGGACGGAGCCAUCGGGACUCGAGCCAUCAUGGAUUACCAGUACAAGUCGAUCUGCAGGGGCGAGCACAGCAUCUUUGAACAGAUCAAGAAGGAGGGUGUCGAUCCAACGAAGCACAUUUUCUUCUUCAACCUGAGAAGUUAUGACCGUCUUAACAGGACGUCAGCCAUCAAGAAGCAAGAGGAAGAGUCGGGCAUCAAGUACCAGGAACUGCAGCGUGCUGAAGCUGAGGAGGUGAUGGGCGAGGGUAUCCACGGCACAAUAGACACGGAUGGUGGUCGUGACAGCCAUAUGGGUCACAGGAGUGAGCAACAUGGUGGUCAGGCGCGGACCGUUCAUGGUGAGAUGCCAGUUAAUUUGGAGCAGGCAAGAGAGAACUCGGUUGGUGAACGAGAUACCGAUAUCAAGCGGCGAUUUGAAGCAGCCAAGAAUGGAGACAUGGGUGUGGACUCUCCUGUAAGUGUUGCUCAUUACGCCAUGGCCAAUCAAGGGAAGUUGUCAGAGGUUCCUUGGGAUGGAGACGAGGAGGAUGAGGUCAAUCACUGGGUCCAGGAGGAGUUGUACAUUCACGCCAAGCUUCUCAUCGUCGACGACCGCAUCGUCGUCUGCGGAUCCAGCAACCUGAAUGACCGAAGCCAACUAGGCUAUCACGACAGCGAAUUGAGCAUUGUCAUGGAGGAUACAAAGACGUUUCAGUCCACCAUGGACGGCAAGCCAUACGAGGCCGGCUGGCAUGCUGCCACCCUUCGGCGGUAUCUCUGGCGCGAACACCUCGGCCUGCUUCCGCCACAGGAUCUUGACGGCAGCGAUGACCCGAAUGCACAACCGCCCGGCGACGACUCGCCCAACGAUGUGGGAGAUCAAGAUGAUUCUUGGAAGUUUGUGGAGGAUCCCCUGAGCGAUGAGCUCUGGGAGAUGUGGACGUCCCGAGCGUCGAAAAACACGGAGGUAUUCCGGCAGCUAUUCCAUGCCGACCCAGAUGAUCACGUCAAAACGUUUGAUGAUUACAACGGCUACAUGCCGCCCAAGGGCGUAAAGGCAGGACACAUUUUCGAUCGCAUGAUACCUGGUCACGAAGUCAGACAAAAGCUAGAUCAAAUCAAGGGCCACCUCGUCUGGAUGCCAUUAGAAUUCUUGCGCGACGCGCCGAUGGCGGAAAAGGGCUUGCAAGUAAAUUCGUGGACAGAAAGUGUUUAUACAUAAGGCAGGUAAGACGCGUGUGGUCCGGAGCAUGCUGAAUCAUUCCCUGUAUGAGUUAGGGUAGCAUUAAUUCAUAGCAUUUACUCCGAACUCCUGUCUGAGAACGCGAUGCGGCACAUGCCAAGACGCGUUCCAUAGAUCUAUCGAGGAUCUUCAAAGUCUAACUCGAAGAAUGUCUCAGUGUCUGGACCCUGGAGGCCCGCAAAAUCUACAUUUCCGGCACGCUGUUCUCGUGUCACGGUGAUCCAAAUCACCGACCGCUUCUUUUUUCCCCUCCGUGGCAGCCGAGUCUGAUUUUGGGAACACAUGGUGAACAUCUCACAGCUGAGUGAUUGGGGAAACACGGAUAUAAAAUGGCCUUCCCGUCGUCCCCUCUCACGAUGUUGAACACCAGGCCACUCACCAUUGUCCCACCCCUGUCCACUCUUUUUUGACAUCCCCCCCUUCCCCUUCCCCUUCCCCUUCCCCUGAGAAGCUAGCCGACCAGUUCACCUUG